GGAAAUAAAAACCAAUCACUUACGGAAGAAGAAAAAUGGAAGCGGCAGUGUUCAUUCUGUCACUUGUGGACUGUUGUGCUCUUAUUUUCCUCUCGGUCUACUUUAUUAUCACCUUAUCUGAUCUAGAAUGUGACUACAUCAAUGCUAGAGCCUGCUGCUCCAAGCUAAACAAAUGGGUAAUUCCAGAGAUGGUUGGCCAAUGUCUCUCCACGAUGCUGAUGUUGGUCUCCAUGCACUGGUUCAUCUUCCUCCUCAACCUGCCUGUAGCAGCCUGGAACAUUUAUAGGUAUGUGAAGGUCCCGAUGGGAAACAUGGGCGUGUUUGACCCCACUGAGAUCCACAACAGAGGUCAGCUCAAGUCCCACAUGAAGGAGGCCAUGAUUAAACUGGGUUACCACCUGCUCUGCUUUUUCAUUUAUUUGUAUAGCAUGAUCCUGGCCCUGAUCAACGACUGAAGCACCCAGCAAGCUGCCGCAUCCAUACUCCUGGCUUUGCUGUUUCCCCCCUCACAUUCUGCUCCUGUACUAUAUGCAUAAAGUCUAUCACUGUGGUCUUACUCAGGUCCGCACUCUUAUGUGUGUCGUCAGAAUCUGAGUUUUGACUUUUAUACAAUAUUAAGGUUAAUAUUUAACCAUUUCACACUUCAGUACCAUCAUGACAAAAUCUCCUACAGCAAGUGCUGUGUUUCAUUCUGAAGGGGAUAAAUAAUGAGUUUUCUUAAAACCUCUAUCUGCAACAGUGAGUGAUUAUAAGAUCGGCAUAGUGGCUUUAAAAAAUACCAGACAUUGUCACAGUAACAUGAAUGAGUAGGCUUCAUAGAGCAGAGCGAAACAGAACUAGCCAGUGAAGAUGAUAUAUAUUACCAACUACACUGUCUAUCUGGAUGGAAUUCUUUUCCACCAAUGCCAAAUUAGGAAAAUAGUGCCAAUAGUGUUUUAACUCUUGCAAUGCAUGUCUUGUUGUGUCACUUUAGCCUUAUAUUGUGCAGCUAAAUAUUAUUGCUUUGCCAUUUCUCAAAAUCCCCAAGGCCUUUGGUUUCAGGCCCUCUGGAAGAUUUGUCAGCCUCUGUACAACUACAGAGGCUCAGAAAUCUUUGUAGCAGUAAGUAGUUAGUUAUAGCAGCAGCGUACACAGUGGAGCCCUAAAACUGAGGACACAGGCAGGAAAGCACUGGAGACACUGGAGUGAAUCAACAGUGACCACUUAACAACCUGAUGUCCUCCGCUGUAGCUCCAGUUUUCUGUUGUUAGCUGACUGGAGUGGAACCUGCUGUGUUCAUCUGCUGCUGUAGCUGGUUCCAUGCACUGUGAAAUGCUCCUCUGCAUAGCAGUGUUGUAAUACAUGGUUAUUUGAGUUAUUGUCACCUUCUGUCAGCUUGAACCAGUCUGAAGAGUCUCCUCUGAGCACUCUCAUUAAUAAGUAUUAAGCCUACAGAACUGCCACUCACUGUUAACACCAUUCUCUGACCUCUACACACUGUUGUGGUGAAAAUUGAGAUCAGAAAACUAAUCACAACUGAACCUCUUGACCAUAUCCGCGUGCCUUUAUGCAUUGACUUCCUGGCACAUGAUUUGUUGAUGAGAUGUUUGCAUUAAAGAUAUACGAUGCAGGAUUUUCCAUAAAACAAUAUGUAGACUCCAUUGUUUCCAACAGAAUUACAACCUAUGUGUAGCGGUAGCUGACGACAGGUAACAGGGGGGGGGGGGGGGGCAAUCGAUCAGUCGAUCCGAUCAGAUCGAUGCAUGAGAGGAGCAGCUGUUUGUGAGUGAAAGCUAAAUUUAGACCCAGAGCAAUGAACAGUUCAGUUGACUUUGAAUUAGCUUAACGUUCUGCUGCUCCGUCUGUGACCAGACUAUGCUCUGAGUAAGCAAAGGAUAUAUAUAUUCCAACAGCACUCCUAAUGAACAGUUCAGCUCCAAAAAUAAAAAAAUCAAUAUGUGGGAGCAGAUGCUUUAAUCGUGGCGGGCAGACACUAAUAAAUGAAAGUGUUGGAAACCGUGGACUCAUGAAGAAAUCCUCUCAAUCAUCACUUCUGACCCACUAGAAGUGUUUGGAGGUGUAUUUAUCUGCAGAGACGUUUGCCACCUUAUUUUCUUUUUCCGGGAUGUUUAUUGGUCUGUACCCCCACAACACUCAGGUGAGGUCAGGGCUUUAUAAAAAUGUAGUGACCAGGUGCCAGGCUGAAAGCAGCAGGUAUCCAAGAGACACAGAGACAAAAAAACAACAACACAAAUAUAGUGAGGCAAACCACAAACGAGGGCAUCUGGGAUUGACUUUUAGUAUCACUUUUGCUGGUGAGUGUGUUUACAAAAAGUAACACCUGCGUGCCUAAUAAAGUGGCCACUGAGUGUACAUUCUGAUUAUUUUGUGUUGUGGCAGAGUACUAAGCUCAGCUGCUGGCCUUUUACUAAAGAUGACAUUAAGCAGCUGUGCAUCACUUCCUGCUCAGAACUUCAGAAUUCAGUUUUGUGUAACUUAGCUCUGAGAUCACAUGCAGCUCCAUAUUUGGCUCCUUCCAGCAGUGUAUGUACCUGCUGGAUGGACAGUUUGAGACAUGGUGGGGUGUUGUUUUAGGUGUGUGAUUGAGCUUUUUAUUGGCAGAAGCAGACUCGCACCAUUUCUUGAUCUGCAGUCUGCUGUCACCUGUAGUUUUGUUAAGUGUCUGGCACCAUUACUCCAAAGUUCCAGAUUCCUGACUGCUCAGCUGACUCAGAAUGUUGAACUGGGGGACAGUUAGAGCAUUCUGAUUGGCCGUUUAAUCAUCAGGUUUCCCUUUUUUCCCCCACUUGUGCCAUUUCUUGUUUCUAUCCUCAGUAAAGUAAUACUUUAGUGCCAUUUGGUGAAAGUGAUGUGUACAAGAUGUUCCCUCUCAUACAGACACAGUGCAGACAGAUAGGUGGCAGAUCAAGUAAAAUCCAACAUCAACAACAAAGUGAUUUACAGUAAAAAUGAUUAAAAAAACCUAAAAGUGAAAACAAGAUAAAAUAAAUGAAACUUAUACAGCUGCAAGAAGCUAUUCCAGCCAACACAGACUGUUAGAAGUCAAAAGCUUUUGAUGUGGAAUGUUCAAAUCCAAUGUGGUGAAGACUUUAAAAAAGCAGUGAAAUAUCCCUUUUUUUUUGUUGUUUUUUUUUUGCUUUUUUGCAAAUAGAAUAAAGGUUUCAGAGGUCAGUAAUAUAAAAAUGCAACAGUAAAAUGAUACUGCAUGAUGUCCACUGAGAGAUUGUACUGUAGUAUGAAAUAGCAAUAAGACUAUGAAUUAGUUUAACAUGGCUUAUUUUGUGCCAGGCUAGUGCACAUGUUGGGAACUAGUGGUGCACCCUAUGGGUGCACCCACCCUUAACACCCACCCUAUGGGUGCACCCCAUUAAGCGAUUUAAAAAUAAUUUUACAACAUGUGGUUCAUCAUUAUUAUUUAACAUAUCCUGCAAAUUUUGUAAUAAUUGUACAAACUAUUUCUGAUUGACAGUCUGAUUUGUGUUAUGCCAUGCCAGUUUUUUCCACUUGUAGUGCCCCCUAGUGGUCGAUUGGAAUGAGACUCAUGGUAUGUUUCAGGUACUUAUUUUAAAGAUUGAUCCAAUGGUUGUUGGGUUUGGUUAAUUAAUGAGCUGAGCCAUGCCCCUCCUUAAGUUCAUUGGUCAGAUAUAUCAACAAGCUUUUGAUAAGCUUGUUCCAGUAAUGAUCCACAGAACCUUUUUUAGCAUUCAGACCUGGUUUGGAGGACAUGUCAAACGUGUUUUUCAAAAAAAUUAAAAAUGGCAAAAGUCAUUGGACUUAUGGCAUUGGGGGUGUGACCUUUCCAAAAGAAAGACUAUUUUUUUUGGCUUUGCCUUUAUUGGAAAGGACAAGUUAAACAUGAAUGGAGGAGAGAAAGGGGAUCGAGCUGGGAUCAAGCCUGUGGGCGUUGCGGCAACAACAUUACCUUUUAUACAUGGAACACCCACCCUACCUACUGAGCCACUGGGCGCCCCCAAAAUUUAAUUUUUGGGCCUUAUUUACAGCACUCCCAUCAGGCUAAUUAGGGUCAUAUUUGUUGGGCAGCAUUUCCACACAACCUCCAAUCACUGGUGAAAAUUUUGAUGUCUUUACAAUGUACCAUCACAUGGGACUUUGUGAAAACAUUUCUGAAGAAGAGUAAGUAUAACAAUAAACCACCACAAAACAAUAAUUACAACAAAUAGCAUCAUUUAAGACAAAGCCAGAGGAUAAAAGUGAGUUUUAAGAAGAACUUUCAAAGAGGACACCUCAUUAGUAAGUGUAAAGUGUAUUAGACAGUGCUGUCCACCUUGUACCUCCAAACACGCUGCUCCAGACUCUCCCAAAGGUGUUCAGUUCUGCUGACUGUGAAAGACAUAGCCAUUGAUUCCCAUCAUUUUCAUCCUUUAAUUGUCUUUGUCACCUAUCUAUCUGUGCACAUUUACAGCCACCUGCUGUUGGAUGUAGUCUCUGUGCUGAUAUUAUGUGUUCUGGCUUACUUGCUCUCCCAUGCUGUCGUUGCUCCUUCAUUUUUCUGAGCUCCCCUAAUUAACAUCAUAUUUGGUCAAAGUAUCAAAAGUUUUCAAAAUGAGAAGUUGAAAUCAGAGGUUUGUGAUGGUAUUGAAGUGUAAUGAAAACUCUGUUAUUGUGCACCACUGAUCAUCAGAUGGUGGAUCACUGAGCCUGUUCUGAGACACUUUAUGCAUACAGUACCUGCCAAACUUCCAGUAUCACACUCCAUCCCUGAUCACCAACCACAACUCAGCCCACACACACACACACACACGCACCGACUUAAAUACAGUCAUAUCUGCGUGAAUAUGUGCGUGUAUUCAUCAAACACAUCACUAAAUGUGACAGUGAGGUGCAGUCUGUGGGGCGGGGGGGGGGGGGGGUGUCACCAUUUUUCACCAUAAAAAAAGUUGAUGAAACACGCCUCCGUCUAAAAAGAGAUUAUUUAUCUGAGUAAUUGCUGUAUUAUUACUGUAUGAGUGGCAGUUUCAAUUUGAACAAAUGGAUUUGACCUAUCAUGCACUGAUGAUGUGUUUACUGAACAACCUUUGCAUUGAGCAUACACUGUAUGUUAAAGUCUAACAUUCCCUGUUUGAAAAAAGCCUGGAUCAGCAGGUGUCUCAGCUUUUCCCUGGGGCGACAGAUGUGUGCAUGCAUUCCUCUUUAUUUGGUAAAGUGCAUAGACAGCAAUCAUAACUGUUCAGUACAUUCAUACCUGUCUGUACAAGUUCAUGUCUCAUUCACAGUAAACUGUCUAAUGCAGUGUCUUUUUUGGGGGAAAUGUGGUGUUUCAUAAAUAAAAAUUUAAGAC
This is a messenger RNA of Epinephelus moara (kelp grouper), 5299 nucleotides long. It is a transcript of the gene cnih4, whose product is annotated as cornichon family AMPA receptor auxiliary protein 4. NCBI's taxonomy places the organism in Eukaryota, Metazoa, Chordata, Actinopteri, Perciformes, Serranidae. Bases 36 to 455 code for a protein of 139 amino acids. The transcript has 6 exons. Gene Ontology annotation, biological process: endoplasmic reticulum to Golgi vesicle-mediated transport. Gene Ontology annotation, cellular component: endoplasmic reticulum membrane; COPII-coated ER to Golgi transport vesicle. The record is from RefSeq and is a predicted model, not a curated record.